GGUAGGUGGCGUUAUGAGUCUGUCGUCUCGCGUGACAUUACCUGCCAGACGGAAGAUUCAGCCAUUUCGAGUUGUGCGCUCUCUUGUAUUUGUAGCCUUUACGCACCGACCGUAAACCAUUUCCAUAUCGUACAUAUCUUAAGGAAUAUCGUUUGUAAAUCGCAGUCAAUAUAAAAGUGUCUCGUCAUUCUUUAGCCGUUUUUUGUAAUUGUCGUUAGAAAUCUGGCUGGGUGCGGUUGAGAAACGACAGCACGACGGAUUUAUAUGGAUAUUUAUUACGACCUUCACCGUUUUUAAACUCCAGAAAUUCUUCAAUCAAAAUGGGGAAAGCGUAUUUUAUGUUUCUUGUCUUACUAUCCGUGGAGGGUGUGUUUGGUGCUGAGGCAGAUCCACCGAAGACAAUUGAAUUGGCGGAGGGAGAUUCUGUCAAACUAGAAACUUGUGUUACCAAAAUACAGAGAGAUGAUGAGUUGGAGUGGAAGUUUGGACCUCACGUCAUUGCAACAAUCAAGGCCAAUAACGCCUUAUUAUACGACACUGAUGAUGCACUAUUCAAAGACAAACUACAUCUAGAUGAUCAGACUGGAGAUCUAACCAUCAAAAACACCAGAGUCAAACUCUCCGGGCGUUAUGAAGUGAAGAUCGUCAAUAUCACCCACACAAUACACAAGAGUUACAUUGUCACCGUCCUUGAUGCGAUCCCUAAGAAAGUGCCAGUAACGGAGGGCGAGUCUGCCAUUUUAAAGCAUGAUAUUGCCGAUAUCGAGAUUUAUGAUGUGAUCAUGUGGAUGUUUGAAGAUGAAGAGACUUCCAUAGCUCAAAUCAACAAAAAGACCACUAAAACCCCUUCAUAUGAUGAAACCGAUGACCGAUUCAGAGGCAGACUGGAUCUGAAUCAAACCGGAUAUCUGACCAUCACAAACACCAAAUCCACAGACGCUGGACUCUAUAAACUGAAGGUGACCGGUCAAAACAAAGCAGCUAAAUACAGGAAGUACCGCGUCACUGUCAGUGAAACGGGUAUGCCCACAGGUGUUAUAGUGGGCAUAUGUGUGGGGGUUGCUGCUUUAUUCGUGUUGGUGGUCGGGAUUUGGUAUCGCAAACAAAGACAACAAGGUUCCUCCUAUUAACUUCAUCAGAUACUAACAAUGAGGAUGAUCUAAACUUGUACAAGAAUGAAGGGAAUGGCAUACAGGAUCCAUUGUAGUUCAGAGCCUCUGACAAUAUACACGAGCUGCGGAUAAUGAGUCGCCGACGACUACUUUGGCAUAAACCGAGGGACAUGCUUGUGUGUUGUUCAUUUGCUGGAACGGUUUGCACUACAUGUUGAUUUUAGGUUACAAAUGCAUAUCAUUUACCUGUUUUCAGUACAUAUAUAUAAUCAUGUUGGCUGGUGGGAGUGUUCACGGCUGCUUUAAAGGUUUUUGGUGGAUGUUUAGGUCAAAUGGCAUCGACUGCAGAUUUACUUUUUGUUAAAAAGAUUGUUUUCCUUAGUGCGAAAUGUGAUGGAUGCUUUUUUCAUGUGCAGGAUGAGCCUGUUUUUUUGGUAUUAAUAUGCACUUACAAUAUAGUCAUAGUCUUGUUUAUUUUCCAUAGAGUUCUGGAAACUGUGUGCCUCAUUUUUGCUCUAGAAGUAUGUUUUACUGUCACUCUAUUCUAUUUAAAUUAGGAUAGUUUUGGUGAACACUGAUACGGAUGUUGAAUGUUUUCAGUUAUGUGUGCCACUGCCGACAUAAGUAUUUUUUCUUUUAAUGUAAAAUUUUAAGUUUUAUUGAAAUCAUUGAGGAUUCGUAAGUAAUAUGAAUGUCAAGUUACAGCACUUAUUGCAAAGCCAUUGAAUCACUUGAAUUGAUUUGAGUUGUAGCCAAAAAAGGGUGUUCUACAAACUCUGCUAUAGGCUGUAAUUGAAAAUUAUGAUGCCUUUUUGUUGUAUUUUGGGAAAUAUUUAGAAUAAAAAAAAGAAAAUGUAUACUGUGCCACUACAACUAAUUUAAUCACACACACAAAAACAUGACACUUUAUCUUAAAGCUCACUUCUACAGCAUCUAUGUAUAUGAUGGGCUACAUAUAAAUGUAUGGAGUUUUGUUGUAA
Pimephales promelas (fathead minnow) is the source of this 2092-nucleotide messenger RNA. RefSeq lists its product as uncharacterized. The record is from RefSeq and is a predicted model, not a curated record. NCBI's taxonomy places the organism in Eukaryota, Metazoa, Chordata, Actinopteri, Cypriniformes, Leuciscidae.